Dovyalis caffra is the source of this 1404-nucleotide messenger RNA. The record is from the annotation of a GenBank genome assembly. NCBI's taxonomy places the organism in Eukaryota, Viridiplantae, Streptophyta, Magnoliopsida, Malpighiales, Salicaceae.
AUGAUGACUACGAGUUCAACUGUUUCAACUUCUCAAGGAUUCCUUCCACGAGCAAUGCAUGGCUCCUUUGAAUCCUCAAAUGUUCUUGCUUCUGGUUCUUUAGCUCAGCCUGAACUGGAAUCCAGUGGUGGCAAUGAAGUGGAAUUGAUUUCUGUAUCUUGGAACCAGGAUUACGGCUGCUUUGCUGCUGGCACAAGCCAUGGGUUUCGCAUUUAUAAUUGUGAGCCUUUUAAGGAAACUUUCAGACGUGAUCUCAAAAGUGGGGGAUUCAAAAUUGUUGAGAUGCUGUUCCGGUGUAACAUUUUGGCACUUGUUGGUGCUGAUGCAAAUUCGCAGUAUCCUCCAAACAAAGUUUUGAUCUGGGAUGAUCAUCAGAGCCGGUGCAUUGGUGAAUUUUCAUUUAGGUCUGAGGUUCGUGCAGUUAAGUUAAGGCGGGAUCGCAUUAUUGUUGUUCUUGAGCACAAGAUAUAUGUUUAUAAUUUCAUGGAUUUGAAGCUUCUUCAUCAGAUCGAGACUCUGGCAAAUCCUAGAGGACUGUGCUGCCUUUCUCAGAAUUCAAAUACAUCCGUGUUAGCCUGCCCAGGGCUUCAUCGAGGCCAGGUUCGAAUUGAACACUUUGGGUUGAAUGUCAUGAAGUUGAUUAAUGCUCAUGAUUCUCAUAUUGCAUGCCUGACCUUGACAAUGGAUGGCCUGCUUCUUGCAACUGCUAGUACAAGGGGCACUUUGAUAAGAAUUUUCAACACAAUGGAUGGCACUCGUUUACAAGAGGUGCGAAGGGGAGUUGACAGAGCGGAGAUUUAUGGCAUUGCACUCUCUCGGAAUGUUCAGUGGUUGGCUGUAUCAAGUGACAAAGGUACUGUUCAUAUCUUCAGUCUAAGGGUUCGAGUGGCUGGGGAGGACUCAUCCUCUCGUUCAAGCCCUGCUCAGGGUCUGGCAUUGUUAGAACAGAAUUCACCAAAUUCCCUUGAUGCCCUUAUUUCUCCAAGCACUAGCGCGAAUCCUGGCUCGUCACUAUCUUUUAUGAGGGGGGUUUUACCUAGAUAUUUUAGUUCUGAGUGGUCAUUUGCUCAGUUCCAUUUGCCAGAAGACACCCAGUAUAUUGCAGCCUUUGGAUCUCAGAAUACAGUCAUUAUCGUUGGUAUGAAUGGGAGCCUAGCCAAGCACAUCUUCCUGGGUGCCUUAAAUAAUGACCAUAUUAGGUGGGGAUCAUUGUUGGCCAAUCUUGUUGUGAGGUUUUCUCCAUUACCAGUUUUUACAGGUGCAGCUUUGAUCCAGUUCAUGGAGGACAGAUGCUGCAGCAGGAAUAUGUCCGCUUUCUGCAAACAGAGAGUAGACCUAGAUAGGGCCGUCUGUUUAUCAUAUCCAGAAUAUUUAUUUUCCAUACCAUGUAAAUAUGAAUUAUAA